Molecule: messenger RNA, 5721 nt
Organism: Pisolithus orientalis
Lineage: Eukaryota; Fungi; Basidiomycota; Agaricomycetes; Boletales; Pisolithaceae
Product: SEN1 N terminal-domain-containing protein
Exons: 11
Coding region: 1-5721 (1906 amino acids)
Biological process (GO): termination of RNA polymerase II transcription
Cellular component (GO): nuclear body
Molecular function (GO): helicase activity; transcription termination site sequence-specific DNA binding
Source: RefSeq, a predicted model, not a curated record
AUGACUUCUGGGGACGAUGUCGACAAAAUCAAUGGCAUACUCGCCAGCGUCCGCGAUACCCCUCUCAGCACCUCAGAGGCAACCGACGAGGUGCUAGCACCCGUCUACACGUAUUUAAUGACAGUCCCAUCCAACAGCUCAGAUAAAUGUUAUCACUGGUUCUGCAGCCGCGCGGACCCCCUUACUGUGGAUGCCGCUGCUUUUCUGCUGAGAUUGUUUGCCUAUGACAGCCCCCAGGUGGAAAAAUGGAAAGCUAGGCUGAGGAGCUGUUUGGCAGGAUGUAGCGAGUGUGUUAAGGCUCUCGGAGAGGUCAAGGUUAGCUCGCGCUCAACAUAUUUCGGUGCCUUCUCUGAUCAAGUAGUGAAAGGAUUCUAUAGCAACUUUGACGAAUGGGAGCUGAGUCUCGUCAAAGGCGCACUGACUAGCGCUGGUAUCAACAGCGCCAACGUUAAUCCUAAUGCCUUGCGCAAACUGCCACCUGGUGUUCUGUACCACAUGGUCUCAAAUUUGCGCGUUCUACGUGACCCGAUGGUUAUGAACGUGAUACGUUGUCGUCCUUCUACCUCGUCAUGGCCAAAGGAUGUCCCCCCUCCCGGGCUUCUUAUCCUUCUCUUUGACGAAUCUCAGGAGGUACGACAGUGGGCGAGGUCAUUCAUCUCCUCUUGUACCGAGAUCCCAAUGCCGGAGGCACGUUUCGUUACUGGUCAUGAAGUAGCUUUGCAAGCCAUUUUCAACCUCCUAACAAAAACAAGAGGAGACGCUUCUACCUCUGAUUCUACUGUGUUUACUGUACUCACAAUGGAGACUGUGCCAGAAGUUCUUCGGUCUAUUACGGUUGUCUCAGAUCCCCGUGAGCUUUGGAUAGGAUACUCUCAGGUUCUUCGGUUGCUACCGAACCGUAUUCUACUCAAAUCUUACGGUGGCGUUGACUGCCGGCGGAUGGUGAUCGGACACUUACACGACGUAGGCCCUCAAUUCAUGGAUGUAUUGCGGUGUCUUCUAUUUCUACUGAAGCGCCUUCGUUUUCAGUUGUGGAAAGGGGAAGGUCCUGAGUACCCCCAAGUCGUGUUUGAUGCCAUCAAAGACAAUCCAUCUUUUACGAAGCUCGUGGAAGGUAUAGAGCCCUCUGAAGAGAGACCAUGGUUCCUCUCGUGGUUUGGAGAGUACCUCAUCUCACUCCACGACACUCCUGCCUUUGGUGACGUACUUGCCAAGGUCGCCGAUUUACUCUGCGAAGAACUGCAGCACGAGAGGUUCAGAGAGGGGCGACCGACAGUAAUGUUCAUGACCGCGCGGUUACUCGCAAGCUUUCUACGUAAGGCACAAACUGACGAGUGGGCUCGUCAUCGGGGUGCUAUAUCUGGCGUUUUGGACAUCCACUCCGACACAUUCGUGGCGGUUGCAUUUGGUCGUCAGUACGCGGACGAAAAGUGGAAGUCUGCCCGAGUCGUUGCUCGUGAACUUAUCGUUACGAGCCUUAACGGAGACGUGCGGGAGAUGAUUGACGCAGUCUUACGAUCGUGCGAAUACCUUGCAGGCUUGGCACUCGAAUUCCCGGUGUGCUCAGUCCGGGAGCAGUUGUGGCAAAAGACAUACGAAUCGUUACAGAUCAACGAUUCUGACGGUGCUGCCGUGAUCCUAGGGGUAGUCGCACAGUUCUCACAUCUGGAUGUCUUGAACAAGCUGGCGUAUAAGCGGGUGUUAUCCAAACCAGAUGCCCUACUCGCAUUCGACGCUAUCAACCGGUCACUAUCUGUCACCCGAGAGGGCUUCGUUGAUGCCAUCUCAAAGUUGGCCAACUACAACCAACAGAAGUUUAUCCGUGACCUCUUUCAGAGGGAGGGUGUGGCGAAGGAUGUCAUGACACUGAUGUUCUCCCCCAUUGAUGACCUGCAAACAGCCGCCAAGGUUUUGGUUGGGCAAGCUUUCGACGCGGACGCUCGUCUCGAUUGUUUUCGCGCUCUCCUAUCCAAUCUCACGGACCCGUCGUUCGCUGGUAUUCUGGGAUUCUUGGAGAAAUUUACCCGCUAUGCACCCCUCGUCACUGAAGCUUGCAGCUUGUCAAAGUCUCUCGUACAAUGUCUCACCGAUGUGGUCGAGGUUCUUUGCUCUAGUCCGGAUGGCCUUCUGUUAUCCAACAAAUAUCUGCGUUCCGACGAUCCACAGGGCCCGGCAGCUCAGCUCCCACGAUUAUGGACGCUUAUGACCCAGUCCAUUACUGUCAUCUUUAAACGGACACCACUAUGGGCGGCAUACUUCGAGAUACCGGACAUGACUGUCUGGAUGCGGGAUGCACUGAUCUUUGGCCGGGAUAUGCUGGCUCAAUGGCGUGUCAUAGAGAGAGCAGCUGUAUCAGCUUCUGGAGGAGAACCGCCUCCGCGCCCUGGAAAGACCCCAAAGCUUUCAAGGGUCGGGAAGCGGAUGAUGACCGACUUACAGCCUUUUCUGCCGGAACUCGCUCGCUGGUUACGGCUGUCUGACGAGGAACUUCUCCACCAAUCUUUCGCACUCGUACAAACAUCAUUAGAAUGCUUCCGGACGACUGGGGUACCUCCGUCCGAGGCAGGGCUUGCAAAACUGAACAAGCACAUCGAGGAUGGGAGAAUGCAGACUGAGGGAGCUCCUAAGACUAGACUGGAUGCAGGUCGAAUAUCAAAGCUAGAAGCUGCUCUCGCAUCCUUUGGGGAGGAUGGUGAAGAAGACGUGGUGUUCGUCUCGAUGACAACUGAUCGCCGGGCACCCGCAACAAAGUCUACAGAGUCCAAACCCGUGAAACAGGAAUCCUCUAUAGCUCCGGUAGUUCGUGGACCCCAGGUUCCUGAGAAACACGUACAGAUCGAUCGGAAGGAUGCACGAUCAGAAGUUCCGGUCCUUCCCACAUUCCGGAGAGCAGAACCCGCAAUUACGUCAGGACCGAGUCGCAAACCCCUCGCCCCUCGAGAUCGUCCCGAGGUUCUUCCACCCGAGUCGUCCUCCAGUGAUUCUGAUUCUGAUGCUGGAGGACCGGUGCGUGGAUUAGCAGCGCUCGGGAAAUUCCAAAAAUCUCCCAAGAUUCAGAAGCCUGCUGAGCGCCGUCAGGUCAAAAUGAUGGAUGUCACGAAUCAAGCGAAGAAUGCCACCAUGGAACGACUCAAUCGACGAGAUGAUGCUCGUCGUCGAGCCUUGAGGUUAAAACCCGACAUCUCCGGUCUUCAUCGUGCACUCCUGUCUUGGGACUACGAUCACGCCGGACCAGAUCCACCGAACCGGGGAGAAAAGCCACGGCUGCUCCACGUUCCCGACAAAUUCAUUGAUCACCGCCAAUAUUUGAACGUCUUCGAACCAUUGCUACUUUUGGAAUGCUGGGCUCAAAUCUUGCAAUCAAAGGAGGAAGCUACUCCCGUCGUUGAAUGCAAGAUUGGAUCGAAGCAGUUUACCGACGAUUUUGUCGAUCUUGAUGCCAGUAUUUCAGAAGCCGUUCAAAAAGACUGGCGCCUAAGUGAGACGGACGUGGUUUUGCUUCGGCAGCCCGAUGGGAAGAAAUCGUAUCUCGCUAAAACCCAGUCCUACAGGCAAACUGUAGCGGGCAUCCAGGUGACCCUCCGUUGCUUCGUGCUUGUGAAUGCAGGGGAUCAGGGACCACAGAUCAACACCACGUGGAAUCUAAAGAAGGUCAUCAGCUUGAGUACUCUCCAUCGCGAGUACGCUACUUUGAUGGGUUUGCCGUAUUACGACUUGUUUCCUACGGUUAUGCAACCUCGCUUAUCUGGGCAUCCUCAUUUGGACCAUCACGAUGUGCAGGAAACCAUGACCAACUAUCGUGUCAACGAGCCACAAGCACGAGCUAUCCUAAGUUCAUUGCAGACAGAGGGUUUUGCACUGAUUCAAGGUCCGCCAGGAACUGGUAAAACCUCCACUAUUUGUGGACUAGUGGAAGCUUUCCUCCUGAAACGGCGCUUACCUUCCACCUCGAUCCACGUUGGUCGGAGUUCUACUCAAGCGGACAAGGGACCCGUGCAAAAAGUCCUUCUAUGUGCACCCAGCAAUGCAGCUAUCGACGAGGUCGCUAGUCGCCUGAAAGAGGGGUGCCGAGGAACGCACAAGCGUGGUACACCCAUCAAGGUGGUUCGUAUUGGCCACGACAGGUCCCUGGAUGUCAGCGUGAUGGACAUAUCCCUGGAUUACCUUGUCGAGCAGAAGAUCAACAGCGAUAACGUUAAGGUCUCAUCCAAGACUGCGGGCAACGACAUAGCAGCCCUUCGUCAGGAAAUUGAUUCGGUAAAGCGUGCAAAACAAGAAAAGCUGGAGGAAUUAGCUACCAUUCAGAACAAUACGACACGAACGGCGGCACUCGAGGAAGAGAUCAAAAAGCUUAACUCCCGCCGAAUGGUUCUAACUCAGCAAUUUGAUAGAUUGAAGGAUAAGCAAAAGUCUGACAAUCGAACCCUUGACGCCGUACGGAGGCGGUAUCGUUUGGAGAUUUUACAAGAAGCGGAUGUCAUAUGCGCUACGCUUGCAGGCUCAGGCCACGAAUCCAUUGAGCAACUAGAGUUUGAAAUGAUCAUCAUAGAUGAGGCCGCACAGGCAAUAGAACUCAGUUCUUUGAUACCCUUGAAAUUCCGUUCCUCUAGAUGUAUCAUGGUUGGAGACCCACAACAACUUCCUCCUACUGUCCUUUCACAAGAGGCCUGCAAAUUCCAGUACAAUCAAUCUCUCUUUGUUCGAUUACAAAAACAUAGGCCGGAUGCCGUUCAUUUAUUAAGCAUUCAGUAUCGUAUGCACCCAGAGAUCAGCCAACUCCCGAGCCACUUAUUUUAUCAAAAGCGCUUGCUUGACGGUCCAGAUAUGGCACUCAAGACAGCGAAACCGUGGCACUCCCAUCCUAAAUUCGGGCCGUACCGAUUUUUCAACGUCAACCGUGGUCAAGAACAGGAAACGCCUGGACACUCAUUAAAAAAUCCUAUUGAGGCACAAGUUGCCGUGGCCCUGUACAUGAGACUACGUAAAGAAUAUGCAACCACGGACCUUGACUUCCGUGUUGGAGUGGUUUCGAUGUAUCGAGGCCAAGUCAACGAACUGCAGAGAGCGUUCGAAAGGCGAUUUGGCAACGAUAUUCGUGGCAAAAUUCACUUCAACACCGUUGACGGCUUCCAGGGCCAGGAAAAAGAUAUUAUCAUCCUUUCCUGCGUUAGGGCUGGACCAGGACUACAAACAGUGGGGUUCUUGGCAGACGUCCGACGAAUGAACGUAGCGCUGACUCGUGCUAAAUCCUCCUUGUUCAUCUUGGGAAACGCCCCGACACUUGAAAGAAGUAACCAGGACUGGAAAGAAAUUGUUGGCAAUGCCCGAUCUCGGGGAGUUUUAACUGAUGUAGUACGUCGGCUGUUUAACGAUCAGUUUCCGUUACUGAGGCAUAAUGCCGUGUCUCCUUCCCAGCCAAAAGUGCAAGCGCAGGCCGGUAAACCCGUCAAACCACCCAGCGGUCCAAAGCCACCAGACAGCCUCGUUACUCCACAGAGCCUGGUGGAGUCAGUGCGUGCUAAACCUGCAAGUAUCCGCCGACUCUCUGGAUCGGAGGGACGGAAAGAUGUUCCCGUGCAAAAGGGGGGACAGAAGAGACCACUCGCCCCCGAAGAUAACUCAUCUGCUGCCCCCAGCACGGGUAAACCAAACCUCCCACCGCUGAAGAAGCCUAAGAAAGAGAAAGCUAGCAUCUUCAUUCCAAAGAAGAACAAGCCAUAA